Messenger RNA from Diuraphis noxia (Russian wheat aphid), 1635 nucleotides. RefSeq names its product mitotic checkpoint protein Bub3 (gene Bub3). NCBI's taxonomy places the organism in Eukaryota, Metazoa, Arthropoda, Insecta, Hemiptera, Aphididae. The record is from RefSeq and is a predicted model, not a curated record. Gene Ontology annotation, molecular function: protein binding.
AGCCUGCGUUUACAUAGUAGUUACAUGUUAUCCACGAAUUAAAAUAAUAUACUGGAAAGUGGAUACCACGAUUAUCAUGCGUUAUCAUACAAAUUCGGUGUAAUAGAACGUCGUAACUUUGAAUGUUCGAGGCAAACAAAUUAGUGAAUGCAACCCGACCAGCUUCAUAUCGUAUUGAUAUAAUAUUCGGCUUUAUAACCUCAAAAAUAUAUAACUUAAAUGAUUGGUUGUUUUUGUUAAUUAUUUAUAUUGUUGUUUGUUUAUUAAUCUGAAGAGUCGUUGAACGUUGAAUACUGGAUUCAGUAUUCAGUGGAUUCUGAAUUUUUGAGCUUUUGACAGUUACAGCUAAUAAAUUAUGGCUAGAGCGUUGAAUAAUUAACUUUUUUUAAAUUUUAAUAUAAAAUACACUGUAAAUGUAUAUAUUAUCGUUAACACAUUAUUGAAUUACUGAUUACUAGAUAGUUUGAUUAAUAAUAAAUACAAAAAUCAUUUUAGUUAUUUAAUUAGAAAAUAUUUUUAAAUAGGUAACAUAAUCAAUUUAUAACCAUUUUUAACGAUAAUAAUUUCUAUAAUUCAAUAAGUUAUUAAGUAAUUAUAUAAGGUUUUUUACACCAACCGAGUAAAAUAUGAUUGGCGAGUCAAGAUCAGAGUUUAGACUUAAAAACCCACCAGAAGACGGAAUAUCAUCUGUAAAGUUUGGACCUAGUUCAUCUCAGUUUUUGUUGGUAUCGUCUUGGGACUGUUCAGUUCGGCUUUAUGAUGUCCAAGCAAACAGCAUGCGUACUAAGUAUACACAUGAUCGCCCAGUAUUGGAUGUUAGCUUUCAGGAUGCAGUUCAUUCAUUCAGUGGGGGUCUAGAUAACAAGUUGAAAAUGUAUGAUUUGAAUAGUAAUUCGGAAAGUGUCCUUGGCUCACAUGAUAAUGCGGUACGCUGUGUUGAGUUUUCUAAUGAAGUAAAUGUAGUUUUAUCUGGUGGCUGGGAUGGCAAUGUUAAAAUGUGGGACACAAGAUCAUCUCAAUGUGUUGGAACCCUCCCUCAACCUGAUAAAGUUUUCACUAUGAGCAAUGUAGGUGAAAAACUUGUAGUUGGCACUGCUGGACGUAAAGUAUUUGUUUGGGACUUAAGAAACACAGCAUAUAUAAUGCAAAGGAGAGAAUCAAACUUAAAGUUUCAAACGAGGUGUAUACGUUGCUCACCUAAUAAACAAGGUUAUGUAUUAAGUAGUAUCGAGGGACGUGUAGCUGUUGAAUAUUUUGAUACAGCUCCGGAAAUUCAGAAGAAAAAAUAUGCAUUUAAGUGUCACAGAAUUAAAGAUAAUGAUAUUGAAUGCAUUUACCCGGUCAAUGCUAUAAGUUUUCAUCAAGUAUUUAAUACGUUUGCAACGGGUGGUUCAGAUGGAUAUGUAAAUAUUUGGGAUGGAUUUAAUAAAAAAAGAUUGUGCCAAUUCCAUCGUUACAAUACAGGAAUUACAUCUCUUUGCUUUAGUCAUGAUGGUUCAUCAUUGGCUAUUGGCAGUUCCUACAUGUAUGAACAAGACGUACAUCCAGAUCCAAUACCUGAAAAUAAUGUUUAUAUUAGAUAUGUUACUGAUCAAGAAACUAAACCAAAAUAAACAUUAUUUCAUAAAUACCUAA